Molecule: messenger RNA, 703 nt
Organism: Salvia hispanica
Lineage: Eukaryota; Viridiplantae; Streptophyta; Magnoliopsida; Lamiales; Lamiaceae
Source: RefSeq, a predicted model, not a curated record
GCCGUUAAGCCCAAUUCCAAUUGAAGAGUGAAGUCUUCUUCUCCCUAAAUCUUCAACUCCCCUUCUGUUUCUACCUAAAUCUUCACCGUUUGAUACCAGUGAUGUUGAUAAGAUCAUUAUAGGAUAGGAAGCCAUCUGCUGCUCGAACCAGGAAGUGAACGGGAAAAGAUUACAUCUUUUGUUGGUAAAAUAUGGUUGAUGCAUGGACCCUGCUGGGGGCUGCUGUCGUUCCAGUUAUCAUUGCUGGUAGAGCUUUGCGAACGAGAGCAAGACAUGCUGAGGAGCAAAGAUUAAGAAGUGCGUGGAGCCGGGAGAAGAGCGGGGAUGACAUUUUUGUGUGCGAGAGAGUUUGCACGUCGAAGAGGAUGUUGAAGAAAGUAGGAGCCUUCGCCAAGGAUCCUAUCCCUGAUACUUGCAUUACAGUAUGUGGUGUUUCUGAGCUCGAUGCUUGUGCUGAUGCCUGUGCUCGAACUGUGUGUGUCAACCAACAUCAAGUACCCAACUGGAACGACAUUUGCCUCCGGAGAUGCCAGAGUGAGUGCCUCAAAUUAUCUGAGUCUCGCAUUGCACGUUGAAUUAUUUGAUUUUGUGUUAUCUGAUUAACUCCACAACAGUUAUGUUCUUGCUGUUAUCUUUAUUGGAUGGAUAUAUCAUCUGUUUUUUACUUUGCCAAAUAUAUGUGAAAUCCCUUGAUUGCAGGUCA